This is a messenger RNA of Pimephales promelas (fathead minnow), 1206 nucleotides long. NCBI's taxonomy places the organism in Eukaryota, Metazoa, Chordata, Actinopteri, Cypriniformes, Leuciscidae. The record is from RefSeq and is a predicted model, not a curated record.
UAUCUAUUAUGAAUUUCUUAAAUAACCAAAGUUAGCAAGCUAAUAGGGAACGCAGCUCGACGCUUUGAAGUGACGGUCGCGCUUUUAUUUAUCCGUCUUCGUUUUCUUAUCCUAUGCAUAUUUGAGAUAUUUCAUUACGUAUUGUUCGAUUUAAUCUCGACGCCCACUACAUUAAGAACAUAACUGAACUCUUUCGUGGUUUUUGUUUCACUUUGCCAAAUCAGGAAAGCAGCAACAGAAUAAACUUUUCAUGAGGAAACGUGUGGGAAAUGAACUUUAUUUUUAUUUUGAUCUCUGCGAGUAUUUUGCUCGACUACGGUGUGUCUGGUGUUGGAUUAGAUGAAGUGUCAGUUAUGGAGGGAGAUUCAGUCACUCUAUACACUGGUGUUAAAACAAACCAGCAAGAAAAAAUUAAAUGGUAUUUUAAUGACACUCGUAUCGCUCAAAUCAAUGGAGAUCUCAGUUGUAUCUGUACAGAUGUUCAGUGUAAUGAAGGCACUGAGAGAUUCAGAGACAGACUGAAGCUGGAUCAUCAGACUGGAUCUCUGACCAUCACACACAUCAGAAACACAGAUGUUGGAGAAUAUGAACUAAAAAUCAUCAGCAACAAUAACAAUGACAGGACCUUUAAUGUUUCUAUCCAUGAUUCUCAUAUAGAAACUCCAGUACUGAUUCAAACUUCAGGUGAUAAAAAAAUAAAAGUUUUGAUUAUAUCGGGCCCGCUACUGGCUGUGGUCAUGGUAACAGUGAUUCUCUACAGGAAUUAUAAACAAAUAAGGCUAAAGAAAUCUGACAAUCUUAAAACAGAUCCUGAAAUACAGAGAGAUGAUCCAAAACAUUCACAGAUCAAACUCCAGAAGCACAGACUCAGGAAAUCAUCAGCAUCAACAGAAAUGGAAAAAAACCUAAUAGGAGUUAUUCCACAUUUCUGUCUCUGGUUACACUGCAAACAGAAAAAAUGAUUCUGAGGCACACACUUUUACCGAAUAGCCUUUCAUCGCAGCAUAAGGAUCAUGGCCUUGUCUGUAUCAGAUCAGCCCAUGUGUCGUCGAGACUCAGCGUUCAUGUAUUUCAUAACGUCGGGUAAAAAUGUUCCUCUCUGUUCUUGAAAAUGUGAUGGUUUGCAUUGAUUAUCUUUCAAUUGAUUACGAAACUGUAAAAAUAUAUUUACUUGACAUAAUAAAUUGUUAUAUUUGAUUAUUCUAA